Molecule: messenger RNA, 3672 nt
Organism: Knipowitschia caucasica
Lineage: Eukaryota; Metazoa; Chordata; Actinopteri; Gobiiformes; Gobiidae
Source: the annotation of a GenBank genome assembly
AUGUACCUGGAAUACGCCAAGAGAGCUGCACCUUUCAACAACUGGAUGGAAGGAGCCAUGGAGGACCUGCAGGACAUGUUCAUAGUCCACACCAUCGAGGAGAUCGAGGGCCUGAUUGCGGCGCAUGAACAGUUUAAGUCCACGCUCCCAGACGCAGACACGGAGCGGAAGGCCAUCCAGGGCAUGCACGAGCAGGUGCGCACCAUCGGCCAGAGCAACAACAUCAAGUUCAGCCUCACCAACCCCUACACCACCAUCACCCCCGACAGCAUUGGCCAGAAGUGGGAACAGCUCCUUUCCCUGUGUCUCCUGUCCCUGUGUCUCCUGUCCCUGUGUCUCCUGUCCCUGUCCCUCCUGUCCCUGUGUCUCCUGUCCCUGUGUCUCCUGUCCCUGUGUCUCCUGUCCCUGUGUCUGCUGUCCCUGUGUCUCCUGUCCCUGUGUCUCCUGUCCCUGUGUCUGCUGUCCCUGUGUCUGCUGUCCCUGUGUCUCCUGUCCCUGUGUCUCCUGUCCCUGUGUCUCCUGUCCCUGUGUCUCCUGUCCCUGUGUCUCCUGUCCCUGUGUCUGCUGUCCCUGUGUCUGCUGUCCCUGUGUCUCCUGUCCUUGUGUCUCCUGUCCCUGUGUCUCCUGUCCCUGUGUCUGCUGUCCCUGUGUCUGCUGUCCCUGUGUCUCCUGUCCUUGUGUCUCCUGUCCUUGUGUCUCCUGUCCUUGUGUCUCCUGUCCUUGUGUCUCCUGUCCCUGUGUCUGCUGUCCCUGUGUCUCCUGUCCCUGUGUCUCCUGUCCCUGUGUCUCCUGUCCCUGUGUCUCCUGUCCUGUGUCUCUGUCCCUGUGUCUGCUGUCCCUGUGUCUGCUGUCCCUGUGUCUGCUGUCCCUGUGUCUCCUGUCCCUGUGUCUCCUGUCCCUGUGUCUGUCCUGUGUUCCCUGUGUCUCUGUCCCUGUGUCUGCUGUCCCUGUGUCUCCUGUCCCUGUGUCUGCUGUCCCUGUGUCUCCUGUCCUGUGUCUGCUGUCCCUGUCCCUGUGUCUGCUGUCCCUGUGUCUCCUGUCCCUGUGUCUCCUGUCCCUGUGUCUGUCCCUGUGUCUCCUGUCCCUGUGUCUCCUGUCCCUGUGUCUCCUGUCCCUGUGUCUGCUGUCCCUGUGUCUCCUGUCCCUGUGUGUGUCUGCUUCCUGUGUCCUUCCUGUGUCUGCUGUCCCUGUGUCUGCUGUCCCUGUGUCUCCUGUCCCUGUGUCUGCUGUCCCUGUGUCUCCUGUCCCUGUGUCUGCUGUCCCUGUGUCUCCUGUCCCUGUGUGUCCUGUCCCUGUGUCUGCUGUCCCUGUGUCUCCUGUCCCUGUGUCUCCUGUCCUGUGUCUGCUGUCCCUGUGUCUCCUGUCCCUGUGUCUGCUGUCCCUGUGUCUCCUGUCCCUGUCUGCUGUCCCUGUGUCUCCUGUCCCUGUGUCUCCUGUCCCUGUGUCUCCUGUCCCUGUGUCUGCUGUCCCUGUGUCUCCUGUCCCUGUGUCUGCUGUCCCUGUCCCUGUGUCUGCUGUCCCUGUGUCCUGUCCCUGUGUCUCCCCUGUGUCUCCUGUCCCUGUGUCUGCUGUCCCUGUGUCUCCUGUCCCUGUGUCUCCUGUCCCUGUGUCUGCUGUCCCUGUGUCUCCUCUGUGCUCCUGUCCCUGUGUCCCUGUGUCUGCUGUCCCUGUGUCUCUGUCCCUGUGUCUGCUGUCCCUGCUGUCCCUGUCUGUGUCCCUGUGGUCUCCUGUGUCUGCUGUCCCCUGUGUCUGCUGUCCCUGUGUCUCCUGCUGUCCCUGUGUCUGCUGUCCCUGUGUCUGCUGUCCCUGUGUCUCCUGUCCCUGUGUCCUCCUGUCCCUGUGUCUCCUGUCCCUGUGUCUGCUGUCCCUGUGUCUCCUGUCCCUGUGUCUCCUGUCCCUGUGUGUCCUGUCCCUGUGUCCUGUCCUGUGUCUCCUGUCCCUGUGUCUGCUGUCCCUGUGUCUGCUGUCCCUGUGUCUCCUGUCCCUGUGUCUCCUGUCCCUGUGUCUCCUGUCCCUGUGUCUGCUGUCCCUGUGUCUCCUGUCCCUGUGUCUCCUGUCCCUGUGUCUCCUGUCCCUGUGUCUCUGUCCCUGUGUCUCCUGUCCCUGUGUCUCCUGUCCCUGUGUCUCCUGUCCCUGUGUCUCCUGUCCCUGUGUCUCCUGUCCCUGUGUCUGCUGUCCCUGUGUCUGCUGUCCCUGUGUCUCCUGUCCCUGUGUCUCCUGUCCCUGUGUCUGCUGUCCCUGUGUCUCCUGUCCCUGUGUCUCCUGUCCCUGUGUCUGCUGUCCCUGUGUCUCCUGUCCCUGUGUCUGCUGUCCCUGUGUCUCCUGUCCCUGUGUCUGCUGUCCCUGUGUCUGUCCCUGUCCCCCCCUGUGUGUCUCCUGUCCCUGUGUCUGCUGUCCCUGUGUCUCCCUGUCCCUGUGUCUGCUGUCCCUGUGUCUCCUGUCCCUGUGUCCUGUCCCUGUCCCUGUGUGUCUCCUGUCCCUGUGUCUGCUGUCCCUGUGUCUCCUGUCCUGUGUCUGCUGUCCCUGUGUCUGCUGUCCCUGUGUCUCCUGUCCCUGUGUCUGCUGUCCCUGUGUCUGCUGUCCCUGUGUCUCCUGUCCCUGUGUCUGCUGUCCCUGUGUCUCCUGUCCCUGUGUCUGCUGUCCCUGUGUCUCCUGUCCCUGUGUCUCCUGUCCCUGUGUCUCCUGUCCCUGUGUGUCUGUGCUGUCCCUGUGUCUCCUGUCCCUGUGUCUGCUGUCCCUGUGUCUCCUGUCCCUGUGUCUGCUGUCCCUGUGUCUGCUGUCCCUGUGUCUCCUGUCCCUGUGUCCCUGUGUCUCCUGUGUCUGCUGUCCCUGUGUCUGCUGUCCCUGUGUCUGCUGUCCCUGUCCCUCCUGUCCCUGUGUCUCCUGUGUCUCCUGUCCCUGUGUCUGCUGUCCCUGUCCCUCCUGUCCCUGUGUCUCCUGUCCCUGUGUCUGCUGUCCCUGUGUCUGCUGUCCCUGUGUCUCCUGUCCCUGUGUCUCCUGUCCCUGUGUCUGCUGUCCCUGUGUCUGCUGUCCCUGUGUCUGCUGUCCCUGUGUCUGCUGUCCCUGUCCCUCCUGUCCCUGUGUCUCCUGUCCCUGUGUCUCCUGUCCCUGUGUCUGCUGUCCCUGUGUCUCCUGUCCCUGUGUCUGCUGUCCCUGUACCUUGCAGCUGGUCCCUCAGAGAGACUCCGCCCCUGUGCUAACACCUUGCAGCUGGUCCCUCAGAGAGACUCCGCCCUCCAGGAGGAGCUGUCUAAACAACAGUCCAAUAACACGCUGCGCUGUCAGUUUGCUGCUCAGGCCAAUGUGGUCGGGCCCUGGAUCAAGCAGAAGAUGGAGGAGAUAGGCAGGAUAUCCAUUGAGAUGAAUGGUACUCUGGAGGACCAGCUGACGAACGUGCGCGACUACAAAGAGGGCAUCACUGAGUACAAGCCCAACAUGGACACGCUCGAGGGCGUCUACAAACUCAUCCAAGAGGCGCUGAUCUUUGACAACAUGUACACGCAGUACACCAUGGAGCACCUGCGUGUGAGCUGGGAGCAGCUGCUGACGACCAUCGCUCGAACCAUCAGUGAAAUCGAAAACCAGAUCCUGACACGAGACGCUAAAGGCAUCAGCCAGGAACAGCUGCACGAGUACAGGGCCUCCUUCAACCACUUCGACAAGUAUCUUUAA